This is a messenger RNA of Parasteatoda tepidariorum (common house spider), 1461 nucleotides long. RefSeq lists its product as uncharacterized. Gene Ontology annotation, biological process: protein import; protein targeting; intracellular protein transport. The record is from RefSeq and is a predicted model, not a curated record. Gene Ontology annotation, cellular component: membrane. Lineage: Eukaryota; Metazoa; Arthropoda; Arachnida; Araneae; Theridiidae. Gene Ontology annotation, molecular function: ATP binding.
CCUGGAUGUAUCUUCGUCCCGCCCUUCUCUGUCUUAUGCUAUCUGUCCUUCUAUUAGACAAAAGUUUAUAAGCCUAAAUUGAGCACAAAAACCUGCAUAUGUAUGUAAUUCCAAUAACUCCAAACCGUUCACUUUGCAUUAAUUACUAAAUUCAAUAUUACUCGCACUGCUCAUCGCGUUGGGAGACUCGAUAGUAAGAAGGUCCAUGUUCCUAAAAUUAAUAAAAUCAAAAGUGAAUUAAAUGGAUAGAAGACAAUUGUUCAAUUUCUUUAUGACUUAACAUCUAUGAAGAAGAAUAACAAAACAUUUAGCGAGAACUACAACCAACUAAAAAACCAUAUUAAAAGCAGCGGGUUAAUAAAAGACAAGGUAGAAAAUGAAAUAAGCAAUCGAACAGAUACGGUUUUAUCUGUUUAGAUUCAAAUAAAUGUUGAAAAGAAGAAAAAAGUAAUAACGGAAGAAAAUCAACUCAUUCGCAAUAUAAGAUGUCGACAAAAUCUAUUAAUUCCUCCAGUAAUAAAGCCUCAAAAUCGGCCUCAAGUGAGUCUAUAUCAUCAAACGAAAAGAAAGAUUUCCCCGUUGAAAACUCUGAGCUUCAAGAAGGUAUCCCUGAUGGAUGCUCGAUAUCAGGUUAUCAAAAUUUUGCAAAGGCAGCUGAAAUAUCGUAUGAAGUUAUACCAAAUUUACAGAUCGUAGAAGCUGAAAUUUCUAACAAUGAUAACGGCUCUGCUCUGUCUAACAGUGAUGGUCUGGAAAUCAGCUUAUUUAAAUCAUUAACCUUAGAAGGAGAACCAUUAGAGAAUUCUGGAGACAGGCGAGACACGAAUGAACAAAAUACACUUGAUAAGAAUUUCCCAACUUCUGUUAAAGCUAAUGAUGACGCAGCAGAAGAAGCAAGAAAGGUUGGAAAAGAAAUGAGAGAACCUGAAUUGAAACAUGAAAAUCGUAAUUUGCAAACAUCUUCUGUAUUCUCUGAACUUAUGAAUCAGUUCCAAAGGCAUGCCGUUAAGAAAGUGAGCAAUGAACGCGAUAAGCCAGCUGAAGCAAAACUAUCCAGGACUGGGCAGAUUUCCUCUUAUACGUCGACUACUCUUAUAAAUGAAAUGCCGGAUUUAAAUACUGAAGUACAUUCGAUGCCAAUUACCAGUACUAAUUCCCUUUCAACUGAAUCAUGCAAUAAUUUAGAUUUACCCAACACCAAAAAUGAUAAUGAACUAAGUAGAAAUAUGAGGUUAGAAUCUACUGAUAACCAAGAAAUUCCGAUUAAUCAGUCACCAUCGAAUGUCUCUGAAAACAAUUUAAACGUGCCGAAUGAGGAUGAGCUCGAAAGGAAGCUCGACAGUAACCACCAAAACCUGAUGAACCAACCAUCACCGAAUGACUUUGAAAGUCAUUUAAAUGCAGAGCCAAAUGACCCGGAAGAUAUCAAGGAAAACGAGUUUGAGACCUUGUGACAAAAUU